Messenger RNA from Stegostoma tigrinum, 1258 nucleotides. RefSeq names its product synaptonemal complex protein 2 (gene sycp2). The transcript has 9 exons. The record is from RefSeq and is a predicted model, not a curated record. The coding region runs from base 1 to 777 and encodes 258 amino acids. NCBI's taxonomy places the organism in Eukaryota, Metazoa, Chordata, Chondrichthyes, Orectolobiformes, Stegostomatidae.
AUGCCCCGUUUAUCACAACUCUCUGACUUCGGUCCAUCUAACCGUGCCUGUAUUCUCAAACGCAUAUAUGGAGAAGAUCAUCGAAGCAACUUUCAUGUCUUUGAGAAAGAUGGGGAAACAAAAGAGCGAGGAACAGGGCUAAGACCCAGAAAAUUGUUUAAAUGUAAAGUUGGAAAUCAGGGCUUUAACCGAGAUGCAGAGUUUCUGACCCAAGUCACUGGUGAUCAUUCUUCUAUGGACAACUGGGAGCUGAAUGAGCCAAACAUGGGAAUUAUUUGUCAACAGUUUAGGAAAGAACUUCAGAGUAAAUUCCAGAAACACUCUCAAAGGAUUGAAGCUUUUACGAAAUUUUCUCUGAAAUCUGCUCAACAAAGGAUGACAUCAACAAGCCUUCAGAUCCAAAGCUACAGGUUACAGAGAUUGAACAAAUUUCAAACAAUUUUCACCCAAGAACUAGAACGGUUUGAAAAAGAUUCUCAGUCACUAAAGAUGAUGGAAAAAGAACUGACAAAUGUCUGGAAGAACCAUUCUCAAGCAUUUAGUGAAUUGAAGGAAAAUGAAGAGCAAAGAAUUCAACAUUUGAAAUCAUCCUUUGAAAAUAACUUGUGUCACAGUGUGGAUUUUGAAGAACAGAUAUUCAGUAAUGAGAUGCAUUUGAUGAGGAAAGACAUGAAAACCGUCCAAGACAGACUUCUAAAGGAAAUGCAAGAAGAAGAGCUGGUGACAGUCCGAAGAGGGUUGCAGUCCUUCUUUCAGUCUGAAACUAUGCGAUUUUAAAAAGUGUCAAUCUCAGGCAAAAUUAUCUAUGUGCAAGUUUAGAACUGUGUAAUGUUACAGUGUUCAGUGUUUCUUUAUUCAGUUAUGUGCUAAUUUGUGAGUAGAAAAUAUAUUAAAUUGAAUAAAGUAUAAUUCUGUAUGUACAAAAUGCCCCAUUCAGGGCUAGUAAUUCAACAGUUCUGGGUAUGCAUCAUCCUAAUGCCUUUAUAGUUAAAGAAAAUAUUGCAUGUUUUAUUGUCUCAUUCAUUUCCCCAGGGUCAAAAGUACUGCAUGAGAUAUUAUUCAAAACUCUGAUUCUAUUUCACUUAAUACAGGAAAAAGAAACAAAUAAAAAUAUAAGUAUAAUUAAACAAUUGAUGCGACCUGACUACAGGUCGACAACAUAAACCUGGCAACAUUGAAGCUAACAUAUAAAAUUUUUGAAUUGCAUAGCCAGUACUUAGUUAUUUGUUAGCUGGCUUCAAUAUAUUAAGGAACAAGG